Messenger RNA from Nannizzia gypsea CBS 118893, 1098 nucleotides. Its product is annotated as 3-isopropylmalate dehydrogenase A. The coding region runs from base 1 to 1098 and encodes 365 amino acids. Gene Ontology annotation, molecular function: magnesium ion binding; 3-isopropylmalate dehydrogenase activity; NAD binding. The record is from RefSeq and is a predicted model, not a curated record. The transcript is spliced from 5 exons. Gene Ontology annotation, biological process: L-leucine biosynthetic process. NCBI's taxonomy places the organism in Eukaryota, Fungi, Ascomycota, Eurotiomycetes, Onygenales, Arthrodermataceae. Gene Ontology annotation, cellular component: cytosol.
AUGGGUAAAUAUAACAUCGUCGUCUUCGCGGGGGACUGCUGCGGGCCAGAGGUCGCUGCAGAGGGUAUUAAGGUUUUGAAAGCUGUUGAGAAGAAGAGGCCCGAGAUACAGUUCAACUUCCAGGACCAGCUACUAGGUGGAGCCUCAAUUGAUGCAGCUGGAACAGCCCUUACCGACGAAGCUCUCACAGCGGCUAAGAAUGCCGAUGCCGUGCUGCUCGGAGCAGUUGGCGGGCCUAAAUGGGGCACGGGCGCAGUUCGUCCAGAGCAAGGAAUUCUUCGUCUACGGAAAGAAAUGGGAACGUUCGGGAAUUUACGCCCCUGCAAUUUUGCCGCACCGUCGCUAGUUGACAUCUCGCCUCUCAAGGCCGAGGUGUGUCGGGACGUUGACUUCAACAUCAUUCGCGAGCUCACGGGGGGUAUCUACUUUGGUGAACGGAGAGAAGAUAACGGCGACGGAACCGCGUGUGACACCGAACCCUACUCGAGGACUGAAAUUGAACGUGUUGUUCGUCUUGCCGCUCAUCUAGCUCUUCAGCACAACCCGCCAUUACCUGUGUGGAGCUUGGAUAAGGCAAAUGUGUUGGCUACCAGUCGUCUGUGGAGGAAGGUUGUCACAGAGGUGAUGGAUAAGGAGUUCCCACAGCUCAAGUACGGGCAUCAUUUGAUUGAUAGUGCAGCCAUGUUGAUGGUGAAGAACCCUCGUGCUUUGAACGGGAUAGUGGUCACCAGCAAUUUGUUUGGUGAUAUCAUCAGUGAUGAAGCCAGUGUUAUCCCUGGCUCGUUGGGGCUGUUGCCUAGUGCCAGUUUGAAUGGUAUCCCCGACGGCAAGACCAAGGUCAGCGGUAUAUACGAGCCAAUUCACGGAUCCGCACCGGAUAUCGCUGGGAAUGGCAUUGUCAACCCCGUUGCCAUGAUACUUUCCGUAGCAAUGAUGCUGCAAUAUUCUCUCAACCUACCCAAGGAGGCCAAGGUGAUCGAAACCGCGGUACGAAACAUAAUUGAAUCCGGAGUCAAGACCGGUGAUAUCGGUGGUAAGGCCACGACUAAGGAAGUUGGAGACGCGGUUGCAGCUGAGGUCGAGAAGUUGCUCUCGUAA